Messenger RNA from Alternaria alternata, 1881 nucleotides. RefSeq lists its product as hypothetical. The record is from RefSeq and is a predicted model, not a curated record. The transcript has 2 exons. NCBI's taxonomy places the organism in Eukaryota, Fungi, Ascomycota, Dothideomycetes, Pleosporales, Pleosporaceae. The annotation marks the transcript as partial.
AAUAUGUAUUCCCCACUCGACGCCACCCGGAAAGAGAUACGCCUACUUCAUGUUCACUCAGGUGCCUGGAACGACGACGUCAAAUGCCACCUGGAGACGGUCUCACUCAACGACAAUCCAAAGUUUAACGCCAUCUCAUAUGUGUGGGGUGAUCCGAAUAUUACAUUGCCGAUCACUAUCGAUGGCGAACCGUUGGCCAUUACACGAAACUUAUGCAACGGGCUCCAGAGACUGCGAAAGACGGAUGAAACUUUGAUUAUCUACGCGGAUGCAGCGUGCAUCAACCAGUCGGAUGUAAACGAGCGAUCUCAACAGGUGCAGCUUAUGGGCGAGAUAUACAGUUCUGCUCAGGAAGUCUUCAUCUGGCUGGGUUAUGGACGUGAAUCACAAGCUCCUGUAGCACGACCAGAUAUCAUCCACUGGUUCAAAGACGGCACAGACAUGAAAGUUCUAGAAUCUUACUUCGAGAAAGAUGACCUAGAACACCAGCCAGAUGAAGAGACAGAAGACGCACUCGGACUCUUCGUCUAUCUGGGGACCCGUGCUAUGGAUAUACAUCUAUCCGAAGUGCCGUUCUUUGACGUGAAAGAGCGCAAAUUGAUCCCCAAGCACAAAUGGCCGGCGGUUGUUCGAGCUGGGAACACGUUACUCUCUAACCCUUGGUGGACAAGGAUCUGGGUCGUUCAAGAGACAGUUCUUGCUCGUGAGGCCACUGUGGUUUACUGCAACAUCACUGUCCCGUGGAAGGUAGUUACAGAUGCAGUUGAACUGUCAGAUCGUCAUGACAAAUACUGCUGUGAGGAGCUGAAGUCAUCGCUACCAUACAGUGACGUCGAGAUCAUAGAUCAGUUGUUAUCCAAUAUGCACAGCGGUGCAGGAAUGAUGAAGGAGAUGAAAAAUCGAGGCCGGAAAUUGAGCUUGCGUCAGAUCAUGCGUCAAACACAUCUGCGCGAUGCGGUGGAUAUUCGGGACAAGGUCUUUGGGAUACUCGGGCUAGUAGAUGAUUGGCGAGGCGCAUCUCCCGUAGCCCCUGACUACAACAUGUCGCCGAAAGAAGUAUUCAUGCAAGCAAUCCUCCACGACAUUGAGACUGGCGGCUCAUUGGGAUUUCUGAUGGGCACCACCAUAUCCGGAAUACCAGGAGUACCCUCCUGGGUUACUGAGAGAAGCGUAAGGACCCCGGAUCACACUCAGGCUGCAAGAGUUAGAGACGGUUGCUCCUUACUGUUCUCCGCAGACGGUCGCUGCGGGGUCAACGUCGAAAGGCGAGACGAUAUUCUCAUGGUUGACGGCUUUGAACCAAAGCUUAGAAUUUCCCGAAUAUGUUAUCGUAUGGUUGGGCUUGGAGAGGAAAUACACCUUCCCCAUUCACGGAGACAAACACAAGAAGAGUGGUUCUUGAGAACAAUGGCUCAGGAUUGUUGGAUGUGGUCAUCUUUUACAAGGGAUAUUUGGCAUCGGCCUGAGCACUCAGGAAACAUCUUCAAGAGGCUCGGAGACAUAGAUGUGGCUUGUCUCAGUAGAGCGUUUUGGAGCUGGCUUAAAGCUCGAGCGGAGAACAAAGAGAUCAGAAAUACGCGGUAUGAGAGCGACGAUGAUCAUAUCCGUGGCUUUCUCCGAUCUUGUGAUAUGAAUAGCGCUUAUCGAAGAUUCUUCAUCACAGAGGACGGCCGCAUGGGGCUAGGGCCACCGGAAAUGCUUCCUGAUGACUCGAUCGCUAUAUUGCUGGGAUCGAACGUACCACUCUGCCUGCGGCCGGUCCUGAAUGCGUCCCAAGGCCACUACACACUCGUUGGAGAUACAUAUGUGCAUGGCUUGAUGGAUGGAGAAGGCGUUCCACCAAAUUGGGAAGACCAUGUCGUUAAGAUUCACCUCCAUUGA